Molecule: messenger RNA, 1450 nt
Organism: Oppiella nova
Lineage: Eukaryota; Metazoa; Arthropoda; Arachnida; Sarcoptiformes; Oppiidae
Source: the annotation of a GenBank genome assembly
GACAUAAGAAAGAAGUGUUGGAAGCGUUGCAGUGAUGGACAACGUGUGGUAUUUCGGCAAUUUGUUGGCCCUUCUGUUGCGGUGGACAACCGGACAGCACUCGUACUCAGGAGAGGCCAGUCCUCCCAUGUUUGGUGACUAUGAGGCGCAAAGACAUUGGAUGGAAGUGACGGUGAACCUGGAGGUGAGGCAGUGGUACACCAACUCCACAGACAAUGACCUGUUGUACUGGGGGUUGGAUUACCCGCCCCUCACGGCAUACCACAGCUAUCUUAACGGCAAAAUUGCUCAAUAUCUGAACCCUUUGUGGACACAAUUACAUGAAUCCCGAGGUUUUGAGAGCUAUUACCACAAGAUAUUCAUGAGAUUCACAGUACUUCUCGUGGAUCUGUUGAUAUACUUCUCGUCGAUAUACACCUAUUGGUCCAUUUGUUUGAGUUCUUUGAAUGCAAUCAAACCGCGCGAUAAAGCAGUCAAUUGUGUCAUUAGUCUUAUUAAUCCGGCGCUUAUUCUCAUAGAUUACGGACACUUCCAGUAUAACUGCGUGUCUUUAGGUCUAGUCAUAUGGACAGUGAAUUGUCUGAUGAGAGGACACGACGUUUUGGCCGCAAUUGUCUUCUCAUUGGCCCUCAAUUACAAGCAAAUGACUCUUUAUUAUGCUUUCCCUAUAUUCUGGUAUUUAUUGAGUCUAUGCUUUCGACAACCAAACAAAUUCAAGUCAUUCAUCAAAUUUGUGUCCAUUUCUUGUGCUGUUGUCUUAACAUUUGCUAUCCUAUGGCUGCCAUACCUUCAGAGCAUUGAUUCUAUUCUUCAAGUAUUGAACCGAAUAUUUCCCGUCAAUAGAGGAAUAUAUGAGGAUAAAGUUUCCAAUUUCUGGUUUUCAUUAUCUGUUGUCUUGAAGAUCAAGAAAUAUUUUACGGAUUCAAUGCUCGCGAAGAUUAGUGCUGUCAUCACUUUAUUGUCGGCCAUUCCUUCCAGUUUUCUAUUAUACCGAAACCCGACGCUUUUGAAUUUGAAAUAUGCUCUGGUCAACUCAUCGUUACUGUUCUUCUUAUUCUCGUUUCAAGUGCACGAAAAGUCCAUUUUAAUGGUUUCUAUUUGUGUUCUCCUUGUUAUGGAUAAACACCCGCUCUGUUGCCUCUGGUUUGUAGUGAUCUCAACAUUUAGUUUGCAACCACUUCUGAUCAAAGAUGGAUUGAUGUUUCCAUACUUUUCGCUCAUAAUAUUCUUCAUUUGUGUCUUUACUAACGCUUUCGGAGACUUUGAGAUUUGGAAUCCCAUCUCUUGGAGAGAGAAAGUGGUCUUCUUUAGUUUCAUUUCCUCUAUGAUUGGAUGUUUGAUCUUAAGUGUCGGCGCGUUAACAAUACCGGCGCCUAAAAGUUUGCCACACAUUCAUUCAGUUUUAAACUGUUUAUACAGUUUUAUUCAUUAUGUGGUAUUUGUGGUAUAC